Rattus norvegicus (Norway rat) is the source of this 4928-nucleotide messenger RNA. RefSeq names its product transmembrane 9 superfamily member 1 (gene Tm9sf1). Gene Ontology annotation, cellular component: lysosomal membrane; membrane; autophagosome membrane. NCBI's taxonomy places the organism in Eukaryota, Metazoa, Chordata, Mammalia, Rodentia, Muridae. The record is from RefSeq and is a predicted model, not a curated record.
CUGUGAUAAAACACCAUGACCAAAACAAUUUACAGAAAACAGUUUAUUUGCAUUUAUAGUUCCAGAGGGUCCUGUCUUGAACUGCAAGCAGGAAAUUGAGCCAACUCUCAAAGAUGCCUCCAGUACUCUCAAACAAGGCCAUACUCCUAAACCUCCCUAAACACUGCCAUAAAUUGGGAACCAAAACUCCUAACGCCUGAGCCUACGUGGGGCCUUUCAUUCGAGUCACCACAACCUUGGGUAUUUUUGUUUGCUUUGAGAUAGGGUCUCAAAACCUGAACAUCUUCCAAUAUAAAUGACUACACCAUGAUUGACUUGUCAAGUCCCACCUAUUGAGUAUGUGACCCUGCUUGCACGGCAGUUCCAAGGUCUGCUGGAAUUCAGUGCCACAACCUAGUACAAUUAAAGAACUGCCCAAAGUGUAUCACAGUUAGGGAGAUGUGCCCAGCACUCCUCAUCAGUGUGCAUGCACCAGCCCUGGAUAGGCGGUUUGGUAGCAAACUGGUCAUCUCUCAUCACAGAUAGAGGAUACACUCACCAGCCCUGGAUAGGCGGUUUGGUAGCAAACUGGUCAUCUCUCAUCACAGAUAGAGGAUACACUAAGUUGUUCAAGGAACAUAUUUUGAGCUGCCCAGUACAUACAAGAACCCUGCUAAAUUCUGAACACAAAAAGAGGGGUAAGUUAGUCUCCUUGAAAGGGGUUUGAAAUUAUAAAAGAGACACACAAAAUACACCAGCACAUUGAGAUGAGGUGAUAAGACAAACACGGAAGGACUUCUGUGAAAAGUAUGAUCUGCUCUGUUCAGAGAGUGGAGUUCUUUCGUCAAAUAAGUAGAGAAAGGUGGUAAGCAGUCUACACAGGGAGAAUACAAGACUUAAGAAAUGAUAUCCAGGGCUGGAGAGAUGGCUCAGCGGUUAAAAGAGCACUGACUGCUCUUCCAGAGGUCCUGAGUUCAAUUCCCAGCAACCACAUGGUGGCUCACAACCAUCUGUAAUGGGGAUCUGAUGCCCUCUUCUGCUUUGUCUGAAUUAGGGUUAGCAUUAGGAUGUGGCUCUGUAAGGCAUCGUGUUAAGCUAUUUUCUACUUUACAUUGUCAUGUCAAAGUUGGUUAUACAUAAAAAUCAGAGCUUGUCCAAAAAAAAAAAAAAAAAAAAAAAAAUUGGGAGGAGAGAUGACUCAGUGGUUAAGAGAACUUUGUGCUUGCUCUUUCAAAGGUCCCGAGUUUAGUUCCUAGCAUCCACACUCAGCAACAUGUAACUCACUCUAAUUCACUUUACAGAGGAACCAACAUCCUCUUCUGACCUACUUGGGCACCCCCACCUAAGUGGCAUACACACAACAUUUUUUUUUAAAGCUAGAUAUCUAUGAAAAGGGAGAAAUAAAAACAAAUGAAGCACAGUGGUUCACCCUUAUAACCCUUGCUGAGGCAAGAGGAUCACUGUUUGAGGGCAGAUGAGGCUGUAGAAACCUGGCUCAAUAAAACCACAAAACCUGAUGCUCGGCACCUUCUCCUCCCGUUCAACAAUCCUUUCAGUAGCGGUUUGAAAAAUGGUCCCCAGGGGUGGGGGUGGGGAUGGUCGUGAUGGAUAGGAGACUAGCAAGAUGGUUGACAUGAAAGAGGGCCUCUACAUCAAGAAAAUGAUGGAAAGCAAAUAUGGAAAGAUAAUCGGAAACAAACCAAAGGAGCUUGCAUUUGAGAGGUACUAACAGAAGCUUUGAUUUCUGGCUUCACUAGGUAGGUCAUCAGAAGGAAGCAUCUUAAGUUAUUCCUACCCACAAAUCUCAGUCAGGCCUGCCUCAGUAAUGCAAGUCUUGCACACUUACAGUCCCAGCUACUCACGCAGCCGAGGCAGGAAUAUUGCUUCAGCUGGAGUUCCAAGGCCAGUCGGGCAACGCGGCAAGACACUGUCUCGGUAAGAGCAAAGGGGACAAAACAAAAGCUACUGUGUCUGACUCAACGCCAACUUCCUAGAAUCUCACUGUUUCAGGACAGUGGGUGACCGGGAAAAAACAGUCGUAGGAGUGCGGAAAAGAAUGGCUGCUUGUGAUUUCCCUCAGUACUUGCUUCCGCCAGGUUAGAAAACUUUAAGUCAGCUUCCUCCCGUUUGCUUCCAUGUGGCCAAGUGAAAGUGGCCACUGUUUGGAGGGAAUCCUCGAGAACAGAGCCUCUUCAGAAUGGCUGAGCCAGACAAAAGUAAACGUUUUCAACCUGCAAAACUAGGGAGAAGCCCAAAUGUCCCACAGACACACUUGCGAACAAAAUGACGGAAAUGAGGUACGGUGGUGUGUACCUGUAAGCGCUGAAAACUCUGAAGGCGGAGACUCAAAAGACCCCCGAGUUCGAGGUCUGCAGGGAUUCCAGAUUUAAAAACAAAACAAAAACCUACUUCCGAUCAAAAACCGCUAUGUCAACCCGCACAACUCGCGGGGUGAAAUGGCAAACUGUAGGUGCACCUCGCCCAGCUCCCACAUGCUUGUUGCCAACAAUGACCGGUGUGUGCCUCCAGAAAGCCUCGGAGGGGAACCUUUACCUAGGUGUUUGAGGCCACAGGUCCCUGGCGUGGGAACCCACAUAAAGCCCCGCCCUGCUCAGGUUAGGGGCAACUUUCCGCGUCAAGCGUUCCUCAGCAGCCGGGGGCGGGUCCCGUCUUUACCCGGCCCGGCUCCCGCUCCCCGGCCGUCUCUCUCCAACCUACGGAGGGCAGCCCAGCCUGCGCGAGACCCUGUGGGAAGCUGCCCGCGACACGCUCAGAAGAGGAGCCUUCCUUCCCGCCUUCCCUGAGCUGAGGUCCCCGUCCGCGAAGGCGGAAGUGGUUCUGCUGCCUUAAGGAUGACAGUCCUAGGGCACCCUCGAAGUUGGAGCUGCCAUUGUUUGCCAGUCCUGAUACUGUUGCUGGGCAUAGGCCACGGGCCACGGGUGGAAGGUGUCACACACUACAAGCCCGGCGACCCUGUCAUUCUAUAUGUCAACAAAGUGGGACCCUACCAUAACCCUCAGGAAACUUACCACUACUACCAGCUUCCAGUCUGCUGUCCGGAGAAGAUCCGACACAAAAGUCUUAGUUUGGGUGAAGUACUGGAUGGGGACCGAAUGGCCGAAUCUUUGUACGAGAUCCGCUUUCGGGAGAAUGUGGAGAAGAGAAUUCUGUGCCACAUGCAGCUCAGUUCUGCGCAGGUGGAGCAGCUGCGCCAGGCCAUUGAGGAAUUGUAUUACUUUGAGUUUGUGGUAGAUGACUUGCCAAUCCGUGGUUUUGUGGGCUACAUGGAAGAGAGUGGCUUCCUGCCGCACAGCCACAAGAUAGGCCUCUGGACACAUUUGGACUUCCACCUAGAAUUCCAUGGAGAUCGAAUUAUAUUUGCCAAUGUUUCAGUUCGGGAUGUCAAGCCCCAUAGCUUGGAUGGGCUACGGUCUGACGAAUUACUGGGCCUUACUCACACUUACAGUGUACGCUGGUCUGAGACGUCAGUGGAGCAUCGGAGUGAUAGGCGCCGAGCUGAUGAUGGUGGUUUCUUUCCUCGAACCCUGGAAAUCCAUUGGUUGUCCAUCAUCAACUCCAUGGUGCUUGUGUUUUUACUGGUGGGUUUUGUGGCUGUUAUUCUAAUGCGUGUGCUUCGAAAUGACCUGGCUCGGUACAACCUAGAUGAAGAGACCAGCUCUGGAGGCUCUAGUGAUGACUUUGACCAGGGUGAUAAUGGCUGGAAAAUUAUCCAUACAGAUGUCUUCCGCUUCCCUCCAUGUCGUGGUCUACUCUGUGCUGUGCUUGGUGUGGGCGCCCAGUUCCUGGCCCUUGGCACUGGCAUCAUUGUCAUGGCGUUGCUGGGCAUGUUCAAUGUACACCGUCAUGGAGCCAUUAACUCAGCAGCAAUCUUGUUGUAUGCCCUGACCUGCUGCAUCUCUGGCUACGUGUCCAGCCACUUCUACCGGCAAAUCGGAGGCGAGCGAUGGGUAUGGAACAUCAUUCUCACCACCAGUCUCUUCUCUGUGCCUUUCUUCCUGACCUGGAGUGUGGUGAACUCAGUGCACUGGGCCAACGGUUCGACACAGGCUCUACCGGUUACAACCAUCCUGCUGCUUCUGACAGUUUGGCUGCUGGUAGGCUUUCCUCUCACUGUCAUUGGAGGCAUCUUCGGGAAGAACAACGCUAGUCCUUUUGAUGCACCUUGUCGCACGAAGAAUAUCGCCCGGGAGAUCCCACCCCAACCCUGGUACAAGUCUACGGUCAUCCACAUGACUGUUGGUGGCUUCCUGCCUUUCAGUGCCAUCUCUGUGGAGCUGUACUACAUCUUUGCCACCGUCUGGGGCCGAGAGCAGUACACGCUGUACGGCAUCCUCUUCUUUGUCUUCGCCAUCCUGCUGAGCGUGGGGGCCUGCAUCUCCAUUGCGCUCACCUACUUCCAGCUGUCUGGGGAAGAUUACCGCUGGUGGUGGCGAUCUGUGCUAAGCGUUGGCUCCACUGGCCUCUUCAUCUUCCUCUACUCAGUUUUCUACUAUGCUCGGCGGUCCAACAUGUCAGGGGCAGUACAGACAGUAGAGUUCUUUGGCUACUCUUUACUGACUGGUUAUGUCUUCUUCCUCAUGCUGGGCACCAUCUCCUUUUUUAGUUCCUUAAAGUUCAUCCGUUAUAUCUAUGUUAACCUCAAGAUGGACUGAGUUCUGCGUGACAGAACUACGGCUCUUCUCCUGCUCUCAUCAUGCCCCAUUGAUUUCACUGGAUAGCUUCUCUUCUGACCGAAUUGUGUGAUGGCAUUGUCGCCUUCCUUCCCUCUUUACCCCUUGGACCUCCCUUCUUUGGGGAGGACCUGGAAAUUAAAAAUCUCUAUUAUAUAAGAAAUAUAUAUAUUUGAACUUUUUAAGUUGCCUUAUGUUUUGGUCCUGAUUUUUUUUUCUUUUUACAAUUAUUAAAAUAAAAUUUAUUAAGAAAAAGGA